This is a messenger RNA of Oppia nitens, 603 nucleotides long. RefSeq lists its product as uncharacterized. The transcript has 3 exons. The coding region runs from base 81 to 551 and encodes 156 amino acids. The record is from RefSeq and is a predicted model, not a curated record. NCBI's taxonomy places the organism in Eukaryota, Metazoa, Arthropoda, Arachnida, Sarcoptiformes, Oppiidae.
UAUAAAUUUUAAGUAACUUAUCAUAAUCAUUUUUGGAUUUUCGAAAAAAAUAAUUAAAAAGGCAUUUAAUUAUCAAAACAAUGGCUCUGAACUCAACCACAACAAGAGUAGACAGUCAGGCAUACAGACCUAUGACUGUCAUUGUAUUGCUUUUAAUAAUAUCAGUGAUUCUUGCAUUAAUCGAUGCCCAAGACGUUCAGGAAAAUGAAAACGCUGUAAACGGUGUGAUAAAUGCCAAACGGACGGCAUUUUUGCCGUCGAGAGGUCGCCGAUAUUGGCCUACAUUUGACUCGAGUGACAACAAUGAUAAUAACGAUUACAAACGGAUGUCUAAGUUCUUACCGAUGAGAGGACGGAAACAGAGCUUUUUGCCGGUCAGGGGUCGCAAUUCAACCACUAGUGAUAUGUAUGACGACUAUCUCGAUGUUGUAUCUCCUUAUGGAUCCAAUAAUAAUAAUAAUGAUUACAAUUCAGAACCGGUUGACAAAAGGGCGGCAUUUAUGCCAUCGAGAGGUAAGAAAGCGUUUUACGGAAUGAGAGGUAGAAAGUGAUCGCAUAGUUAUUGUACUUAACUUCUCAUAUCAUUAAUAAUAAUAAUAAUAA